Molecule: messenger RNA, 2004 nt
Organism: Aspergillus pseudonomiae
Lineage: Eukaryota; Fungi; Ascomycota; Eurotiomycetes; Eurotiales; Aspergillaceae
Exons: 4
Coding region: 1-2004 (667 amino acids)
Molecular function (GO): nucleic acid binding
Source: RefSeq, a predicted model, not a curated record
AUGGCUACCAGGCGCCCAGUUGACCCCUUCACGGGACACAACUCUCCUGGCCCACAUCAUGGUACAUAUCGAGGUCGUGCAGGCACCAUAGCGCAGCCUUUCCAGACACCAGAGCCGGGUCCUUCUGGAACGCCUAAUCAACAGGAGCAGUUCCCGAGUCUAGGAGGCUUAUACGCCCAUCUUCCUUCUAUGGGAGAAGCUGCACGUGGAUAUUAUCCCUAUGACCCUGCACAAACCCCAACUCCAACCCCUCGGAACCCUCACCCUUUUAGCCAGCUACGAGCUGUGCAUAGCCCACUCCCCGCUCCAGUGCCCCAGCAUCCGCUCCAUUAUGGUCCUCCAGGGCUUCUCUCUCCUGCAUUCUACCCCACUGAAGGCACCAUGGCUCCUCAGUCUAUGAGAGCCGGAGCCCAGGGGCAAGCAGGGUACUUUGAGCAGAUCCCAGACCUGAACAAACCGUUUAGCACAGUUGCUAUGAGGGAGGAGAUGCCUAUUGGCAGUUUUGUGCAUACUCGUCAGGCACCUCGCUGGGGCGUUAUCAAGAUAUCAAAUAUUCCUUAUUCAGUUACCAAAAAUGAGAUCGCGCAGUUUGUAGGACGCCCAGCGCGCCUUAUCAAAGGAUGCCCGAUCCAUAUUAUCAUGGAGCGCUCGACCGCAAAAACUAUGGACUGUUUUGUUGAAACUGAAACUCAGGAAGCAGCCCAGAGAACAGUUGACCGAAUCAACAGCAUCUAUGAGACUGGCCGAGCACCCCGUCUUGGUCUUCGCCGUGUGGACGUGGAGUACAGUAACCAAGAUGCGCUCUUGAAAGAUCUCUUUCCAAGGGCCAAAUGCAUCGCCUGGGAAGAUGGUAUGCCCAGGGAACUUCCAAACACCGAUCCGUACUCCACGGGCUUUUCUGGUUUUAUUACUAGUGAAGAGAUCGUGGGAGCUAUUCGUCAUGCUGAAAUCCCUCACCGUUCGCCUUUCAGUGUUAAGUGCCCUCAGCGCACCUAUGAGUCGACGAUCAGUACGCUUUACAAGUUUCCAUGGUACGCCACAAUGUUGUACACGGUCGAUGAUCGCAAUCAACUGUUUGACCUGACGAAGCGGCACUUGAUAUCUCUUGCAUCCCGUAUUGACAGAACUCAAACCAUGGGCCUGGACCAAAAUCUGCUGCGAGAUCUUCUCUAUGCAGGAUUUAAUUGUCCGGCCUUCAACGAACGUCAGAAAUAUACUCUGUGUGUGAAUUCUAACCUUGCACCAGAGAUCGCUAGGUUUCCAGAUAUCAGCAAGUGGUUUCCGUUCGACACUUUAGUGCAGCUGCCCGACUUUAACAAGGAUACAAUCUUGGUAAGCCCUUUGUCCUUUUUCAUUGGAGUCCACUCCCGACUAUUUAACCUCCUUCCCUUCUCUUGGACAAAGGACGCUUACGUGUCAUUCUUCCAGUAUUAUGCGAACUUGAUAUCCAGGGGAACGAUCCCCGAUCAUGGAAUCCCACACCUGACGAACACUUUCCCGCAGGAAAGGAAUGAUCUUCGCUCUCCGUACGGUCGUGUGUGGUUUGAGUGGCCCUCGAAUAUCACCAAAAAAGUGCUCUGGGAAAAGGCCGUUCGUACUGAAAUGCAAAUACUAGGCAAUCUUGUCCUUACUGGUUGGGUGACAAAGGAUAACGAAGCCAAAGCUAGACUGGCAGCUGCGGGACCCUCGUCUUCAACCAGACAUGACACUCGACGCACUCUCAGUGGUUCAGUUGCUGGCUCUGAAGAAAGCCUAGGUCUCCAAACAUCCUCCAGACUUGAGAUCUUCGCCACUCCAUCGCGCCGUGUGACUGAGGCUGGUCCAUCUCAUUGUCCAGAGCGGGAAGAGGCGGAUGAAACCCCUCGUCCAUUCAAUGACAGCGAUCAAAGCCCUUGGACCCGGAGGCUUCUCAUGUUCCCCCCAGGCACAGCAAGGGAAGGCUUUAAUUUUGGCCAUCGAAACACAAAGUCCUCUCCGGGUAAUCUCACACCUUCUGGUGUUUAG